Molecule: messenger RNA, 3598 nt
Organism: Myxocyprinus asiaticus (Chinese sucker)
Lineage: Eukaryota; Metazoa; Chordata; Actinopteri; Cypriniformes; Catostomidae
Product: nucleoporin SEH1-like
Exons: 9
Coding region: 157-1251 (364 amino acids)
Biological process (GO): positive regulation of TORC1 signaling; cellular response to amino acid starvation
Cellular component (GO): Seh1-associated complex; nuclear pore outer ring
Molecular function (GO): protein binding; structural molecule activity
Source: RefSeq, a predicted model, not a curated record
GCGAGCAACCGUUUAGAGUCAGCAUGUCGCCGGUACAGUUUAAUAUCUCAGCAGAAGUUUGAGGAAACACCGCAUAUUAUUCUGCUAUUUCAGUUGACAAAAUAAAUAAUUCGUUUAGGAUUUUUCCUGUCGCCAUCAAGAAGCAGUUACUGGAAAAUGUUCGUGGCGAAAAGUAUCGCAGCAGAUCAUAAAGAUCUCAUUCACGAUGUUUCUUAUGACUUCCAUGGUCGGAGGAUGGCGACCUGCUCCAGUGAUCAGAGUGUCAAGGUCUGGGAUAAAGGUGACAAUGGAGAAUGGCACUGCACUGCCAGCUGGAAGACCCACAGUGGUUCUGUGUGGAGAGUGACAUGGGCGCACCCUGAGUUCGGUCAAGUGUUGGCAUCAUGUUCGUUUGAUCGCACUGCGGCUGUAUGGGAGGAGAUAGUCGGCGAAUCCAAUGACAAACAACGCGGUCAAAGUCACUGGAUCAAGAGAACCACACUGGUGGACAGUCGAACAUCAGUAACUGAUGUGAAGUUUGCACCCAAGCACAUGGGUCUGAUGCUGACCACUUGCUCUGCAGAUGGGGUGGUGCGCAUCUACGAGGCCCCUGAUGUGAUGAACCUCAGUCAGUGGUCUCUACAGCAUGAGAUCUCCUGCAAGCUCUCCUGCUCCUGCAUCUCCUGGAACCCGUCCAGUUCCCGAGCUCAUCCUCCAAUGAUAGCUGUGGGCAGUGAUGACAGUAACGUGACAUACAGUGGCAAAGUACAAAUCUAUGAGUAUAAUGAAAAUACCAGGAAGUACGCCAAAGCUGAGACACUGAUGACUGUGACGGAUCCAGUGCAUGACAUCACCUUUGCUCCUAAUCUCGGGAGAUCUUUCCAUGUGUUGGCGAUAGCGACCAAAGACGUCCGCAUUUUCAAGCUAGUACCGCUUAGGCGAGAGAGUGCCACCAGCUCUGGUCCUACUAAGUUUGAGGUGCAGGUGAUGGCUCAGUUUGACAGUCACAGCUCUCAGGUGUGGCGAGUGAGCUGGAACAUCACCAGCACUCUGCUGGCCUCCUCUGGAGAUGAUGGCUGCGUGCGACUCUGGAAAGCUAAUUACAUGGAUAACUGGAAGUGUACAGGGAUCCUGAGAGGAGAUGGGAGUCCAGUGAACGGAUCUUCAGGACACACUUCUGCUCUUGGCGCUGUGGGCGUCUCUGGAGCUGCACAGAUGGUUGUUGUGGCGGCUUCUGCUGGAAGAAAAAAAGCUCAGAUGAUGCCAGGCUAAUGGCAUUAAAUGCUGAUUGGCUGCUUGCUGCAUGCACAGGAUUGGACAGAGAACUCAUUGACCCUUUUCCCUGCACUGUGUUACACCUGUACACUCUUCCAACUACUAAUCCAGCAGAAGUGUGUGAUGACGCCUGGAUCUGUUGUGUGACUGUUAGAGCAACUGUGCCUGUUGUGUGUUCUGUUCAGUGGCACUUAACUAAUGUUGAAGUUUGUGCUUUUUGGACAAAUUACACUAACCACGAUUCGCCUCAAUAUUGACAUGCUUAUUAAAUUUGUGAUGUGAUAUAAUAUUAUUAUAUUGUUUUUUUUUGUUUUUUUACUCAAUUGAACUUUAGGUUAUUGUUCAAAACUUAAAUGAAUUUGCCAUGUUUGCAUCAAGAAAUCACUUCUAACUGACAGAUGUCAUGAUAGAAAACAGCCAUAGUGACCAUAAGACCAGUUUGUUGGUAGGAGUCAGACCAUAUUUGCAAUUUUUUGGGGUGCUUGUGGAACAGCUUAAUGGGAACAAUUGCUCUCAGUGAACAGUAUAUGGGUUAAUAUCACAAUUCACCACCUAUAUUAACAUUUCACAUCUAAAGACAAAGCUUUUCAGGACAUUUUCAUGACAUCAUCCACAGAGGUGAUCUGAACCUGGCAACAUAUUUUUUAUUUCACGUAUUUAUAUACAAAGCUUUUUAAAAAAAAAAGUCUUAAUACCUCUGGGUCAAUUUGACCCGGUUCAUAUAAAAACUUUAGAGUGUUAGAAAAGUUACAAUUCUUAUUUAUAAGUACAUUUACACUCAUAAUUGCACAUAAGCAAACACAAAUGCAAACAAGAUUUUUUAUUGAUAUUAAUUUGUUUGUUAUUUUACUGUUAAUUCAGUGUUCAUUAAAAUGUUCAACAUGUUCAAAUGAGAUAUAAUAAACAAACAUCUGUUUGAAAAAUGUAGAAUAAAUGCAAAUUAAAGUUAUUAGAUUAUUUUUUCAAAUAAUUAUCAAAAGAAUUUCAAAGUAAAAUUCUUUAAAAAAACAAACAAACAAAAAAACACAAGUCUCAUAUCUGCUCCGAUCACUGCUAUAAGCCUCAAGUAGCCACAAACUCUAUAUCAGCUCUUACCUUAGGUUUUUUUUAUUUAUUUUUUUAUUUUUUAUUUAAUUAAUCCAUUUUUACUUGUCUCUCAUCUUGUCUGGGUAAAUAAUCCACUGUUAUGUCUCAAAUGUCCAGAAAAAAAUGCAGUUCAGCAAAGAAAGUAUUAAAAACAAAUAAUUUGAAUAUGUUCCUGACUAUUGAUGAUGAAGUAUUAUACAUCAUAACAAAGCUGAGGUUCUUAGAGGCCGAGAUAUUCCACAAAACAUGAGAGAAGACUGGAUUACUAUGGGUGAAGAAGUUACAAAACACAUUUGGGUGCCUCCUGCCUUUCAGAUCUGUAUAUUGUGAUGGAACAUGUAAGAGAAGAAUUUUUUUUUUUUCUAUUGAUCGCUGCCAUCUAGUGGAAUGAUCUAAGACUAGAACUAACAGCCAUUAUUACCAGCUUUUGAAAUUAAAUGGGUCAAUUUUACCCAGCAGGUUCAAAGUAGGGACUUGAUCUUUAAGACCACCCAAGGGUUAAAUAAGCAUGAUUUAAAGACAUGAGAACAACUUCCACCAUGACAUAGAAUUAAUAUAUCUUUGUUUUUCUUAUCAUUACAUUAGUGAAAACUGAGGGAGUGUGCUUAAUUGUCAUGAAAAUAAUGUCACAAUGUCAAAAAUCUAAUAGUCAUAAACUGUCGCUUAUAGUAAAUCCAGAUUUUCUUUAAGCCAAGUAUUUUUUUUUUCUUCUUUGAUUUUGGGGUGAAAUAUUAACUGGACAUGGUGACAUUUUUGGUGAGAUUAACCCAUAUUCAUAUUUUUGCUAUUUAGUGUAGGGCUAUUGUUCCUCACUGUAUAUUGUGCAGUGUAAACAAUAGAGGGAGACUGUGUUUAGUUCUGCCCAGUUCGUUUCAGACACCUGGCUCCAAAUUUGGCAUUACUAACACAUUUUCUAAUUUGUUGAUUUGGAUGCAACUGAUGCAGUGCAGAAGCCCAUUAGUCAAUAAUAAACCCAUGGAUAUGGUUCAACCAUAUCUAUCUCAGUAAAUAAAUUAUUAUCAGAAGCGUGUGCCAAUCCAAAGUCUUGAUGUAUGAAUUCAUGCGUCAUAAUCAAGGGCUGGCACCCCUAGCUGGUUGAAUGCCACAUGUUUUAUUCACGAGAUGCCAGCACCCCCUCAAGAUAGGAAGUGGGUAAAUUAAUUAUGUUUGUGAUGUACUUUAGCAAUUCAGAUUUAGAAGGAACUAAUACAACAUUUAAGAGUGUUUAUUGGUAAAAUAAAACUUGUUUUUCAGAUUG